This is a messenger RNA of Selaginella moellendorffii, 1657 nucleotides long. RefSeq names its product MLO-like protein 1. The coding region runs from base 154 to 1356 and encodes 400 amino acids. Gene Ontology annotation, cellular component: membrane. Gene Ontology annotation, biological process: defense response. The transcript has 14 exons. The record is from RefSeq and is a predicted model, not a curated record. Lineage: Eukaryota; Viridiplantae; Streptophyta; Lycopodiopsida; Selaginellales; Selaginellaceae.
AAAUGUGCUCGACUCUAUGUCUCCUUUCCAUAGGCCGCAGCCGUCUAGUGGGCAUCUCUUGCUUUGCUACUCUCACUCCCUUUCUUACGAAGAGUAAAAGGCAAAGCUCUCUUGCUCUCUUUACGAAUUCCCCCAAAAGUGUGAUUGGUUCCAAUGCAAGCUUUGAGGAUUCAGGACGCUCCAACUUGGGCCAUUGCCGCUGUGUGCUCUGUCAUUGUUCUUCUGGCCCUCGCCAUCAAGAAUGUGGUCCAUUUUACUACCAUGUGGUUCAAGCGACGCAAAUGGAUCCAAGUAGAUGCUGCAUUGCAAGGAUUGAAAGAAGAGUUAAUGCUGCUUGGCUCCAUCUCGCUUCUUCUCGGAGCUUUCCAAUUGCUGGGGGAACUCUUUUGUGUCUCAUCGACUCUUGGGGUCAGUGCGCGCAUCACUCCAUGCCGUGAAAGCUAUAGAAGACACAGCCGUUCGAAGAACACUUGCGAAAGAAAUGGCAAAGUUACACUGAUCGAGAGCGAAGAUAUCCAUUACCUUCACAUUUUGAUAUUCCUUUUGGGAGCUCUUCAUCUCUCGUGCUGUUGCUUGACCCUGCUACUAAGUAGAGCAAAGAUGUGGUCAUGGUGGAAGUGGGAGAAAGAACUUAGCAAAUGCAGUGAUGACACAAGUGAGACAUCACCUCCAGCUUCCCUAAGCCACCUGUGUUUCUCAACCAUGACUGCCGUCACUGUUUGUUGCUUCCAGCAACUUGGAAUCUCUGUGACUAAGUCAGACUACCAAGCCAUCCGUCAAGCUUUCAUCCGAAAACAUGGAUUGAUCCCGCAGUUCAAUUUUCACAAGUACUUAUGCAUGGUACUGGGUGAUGACUUUCGAACGGUCAUUGGAAUCAGUGCCUAUUUUUGGAUUUGUGUAAUCUUGUUUCUCCUUCUAAACAUCAAUGGGUGGCACACGUUCGUGUGGAUGGCAUUCAUACCAUUGGGACUUCUUUUGAUCAUGGGCACUAAACUCCAGCUUGAAUUACGUAAUGCUAAGUUCAACGAGGAAAUGCAACCGAAGUCCCAGUCCUUCCUUUACGUCUUUCAUUUCAUUAUCUUCCAGAACUCGUUUGGCUUGACUUUAUUUUUCUGGAUCUGGCUAGAGUUUGGGAUCGAUUCAUGUCUUUUAGACAACAAAAUAGCGGUGAUAGUUCAUGUUGUUAUCGGGAUCUUUGUCCAAGUUCUUUGCAGCUAUAACACACUACCACUCUACACGCUUGUCUCGCAGCUGAUGAUGUGUGAUGAUCGCAGCAAGGACUUACUCUCGCGGAUGUGUAACUCAAAACGUUUGACGCGCAAGAAAAUCCAUCACUCGAUGCGGCACAGCUUUUGAAAACAAUCGUAUGAGAAUGUGGUGAAUGAUAUUCCCCUCUUCCAAAAUAAGUAUGGCAGCGGCAUUUAGGUUCCUUGUCAUGGAGAAAUGUAUGGAAAGUGCGGGCGCGCAGCGGACGUCUUGGGAGUCUUUUACAAGAUGGAAGAUUGAGAUGUUUUCUGGUGGAACAUUCCGAUCGCAAAAAGGUAUAUUGUUAAGUAGCACCUGAAGUAGAAACUUUCGCUCUAUGCUCUAUGUUACUGCAAAUGCAUCAUUGGGACAAGUCCCAAACUCUACCAGGUAUAUUCGCUCGCAAGGAGAA